CUGCGGGGGCUCCUCCUGGCCUGGGGGAUCCCCUGCUCAAGGGAACCUGAUGGGGAGAUCCUUGCUGAGGGGGCUUCUCCUGGCCUGGAGAAUUCCCUGUCCGAGGAGGUCUGGGGGAGAUCCCGGCUGGGGAUCCCCCGUCCAAGGGUGCCUGGGGGGAGGGAGAUCCUGGCUGAGGAGGUCGCAUGCUGGUCUGGGGGCUCCAUGGGGGCCUGGGGAAGAUUCUAUCUGGCGAUCCCCUGGCUGAGGGUAUUGGUGGAGGGGAGAUCUUGGCUGGGAGGCUCCUCCCGGCCUGGGGAUCCCCUAUCCGAGGGUGCUUGGGAGGAAGAUCCCGGCCGUGGGGGUCUUCUGUCCUGGGGAUGCCCUGGCUGAGGGUGAUGGUGGAGGGGAGAUCCUGGCUGGGGAGGCUCUUCCUAGGCUUGGAAUCCCCUGUUUCAGGGUGCUGGAGGGGGGAGAUCUGGCUGGGGAGCUCCUCCUGGCUAGAGGGGGUCACAUCCUGGUCUAGGGAUCCCCUGUCCAAGGGGGCCAGUGAGGGGGAGAUCCUGACUGGGAGGGUCACAUGCGCUCCCCUGCUCAAGGGAACCUGAUGGGGAGAUCCUUGCUGAGGGAGCUUUUCUUGGCCUGGGGAUCCCCUAUCCAAGGGUGCCGGGGGGUGAAGUCCUGGCUAAGAGGGAUCACAUCCUGCUGAAGGUGUGCUGGGGGUGCAUGGGUAGGAGGAGGAGAAUUCCUAGUGUAGGGAGUGCCCUUUGAGUAGGAUCCUGGCUGUGGUGAUGGGACAAGGGGGUCACAUCAUGCUCAGGGUGAGGAACUCCCCAGCUUGAGGCGCUGCCAUAAAGGGGGUCACUGCAAGGUGUUCCCAGCUGCCUGGGGGUGAGACACCCCGAGGUGUGGGGGGUCUAAGCCAGGAGAGGCUGUGAAGAGAGCCUGAGCAUGGGAGGGGGAGAGCAGGGUGCAGGGUGAGACUUGGCCCAUGUGUGGGCUCUGGAAUGAUGCUGCGGCCCUGGUACAAAUGCCUGAUCAGCCUCAUGUGUGGGGCAGGAACCUGGGCCUGCAAUGGGGCUAGCGCCGGAGGCUGCCAGCACUGUGAGCCAGCAUCCGUGGGCGACAUCUCAGGGCAUGUCAGCAUCCGCUUCGUCCUCUGCUGGGAAGAAAUCCCCACAGGACCUCAAUCCCUGCUAUGCUCGCUGCUCCGGACGGGGGUAACCCAGUCUGUGUGAGGGAGCAGUCACGGAGAGCUCUGCCUUCAGUGGGGUCAGAGGCAUCAGCAGUGCGAGUGAAGGCACUUGGAUGGACCUGGCCAGUGCUGCUGCCAGGAAGAGGAGAGGCGUCCUGGGGAUGCCCUGCAUCUGCAUCCAAAACUCAGCAGCCCUGAGCGGUGAAAGCCUGGAGUGUGGUUGUUUCUGUUAGAAACCUUGCAUGCCACGAGGCAGGAACGUGAACUCUACAGAAGAGCUCUGCCCUGAUGCAGUUAACUGGCCAAAAAGCAUUUCCAGUGUAAAACUGCUGCAGAUGCCGUGCACGUAAUGUGUUCUUUGCUCUUGUAUUUCAGCCCUCGGACCCCCCACCCAGCCUCUCCAUGUCUGUAGCCAGCAAGCAAGGAGAAAUCAGAGGGGAAAGCCAAGUGGCCGGCCUUGAAAUGAGAAGCCAGGUGCUGUGCAUCGUUCCUGAGUUCCCGCUGGAGCGGUUCCUGGGCUCACCUGUGUGAUCUUCCCUGGUUCUCACGCAUUUCUCUCAUCAUGACUUCUGAAUUAAACGUUCCGGUGGAUCCUUCCACUCCUGCUUGUUGCUCUGAACCUGGCACAAAAGGCAUGGAUUACCGGGACUGGGUCCGGCGCAGCUAUCUGGAAUUGGUCACCUCAAACCACCACUCCGUUCAGGCCCUUUCAUGGAGGAAACUGUACUUGAGUCGAGCCAAACUGAAAGCUUCCAGCAGAACCUCUGCACUGCUCUCCGGAUUUGCGAUGGUUGCCAUGGUGGAGGUGCAGCUGGAGGUGCAGUACAAGUACCCCCAGAUGCUGCUGAUCGCUUUCAGCGCCUGCACCACGGUGCUGGUGGCGGUUCAUCUCUUCGCCCUUCUCAUCAGCACCUGCAUCCUGCCCAACGUGGAGGCGGUGAGCAACAUCCACAACCUGAACUCCAUCAGCGAAUCCCCGCAUGAGCGCAUGCACCCCUACAUCGAGCUGGCGUGGGGCUUCUCCACGGUCUUGGGGAUCCUCCUGUUCCUUGCAGAAGUCGUGCUCCUGUGCUGGAUAAAAUUUCUGCCUGUGGGCUCCAUCCUGAAGAACGAGACGAGCAACGUGGAGAAUCCCAGCAGCCACGCGGGCUGGCAGUCAGCGCUGGUCUCCACCAUCAUCAUGGUCCCAGUGGGUCUGAUUUUUGUCGUCUUCACCAUUCACUUCUACCGCUCAUUGGUGCGGCACAAAACAGAGCGGCACAACCGAGAGAUCGAGGAGCUUCACAAACUGAAAGUGCAGCUAGACGGGCAUGACAGAGGCAUGCAGGUCGUGUGACAGUGGCAGAGGCUGCUGCCAGCGAAUCCACUCAGCUAAGGCUAAGAUUAAAAUGUUUUGCUUGUUGGUGACGCACCAGCAAUGGAUUGUCUUGAGGCUUCAAUCUGUAAAUGCUAAUCGCCUGCCAGAUGUAGCUGUGGGUUCUAGUGCUGCAUCCAACGCCGGGGUCUCUGGCCCACGUCUGGUCCUACACACACUUGUCUACUUAAGUCAACACUGCCGUGGAAUCCAAGGUCACAACUUUACCAACUUUAACACUGGUUCAGGUAGCCAAAAAUCUGUAUUAUUUCCAAAGGCAAUAUUCUGUGGCCAAAAGUAAAACUGCGUCAGCUGUCCCAAAAGGACAUGUGUGCGUAGGGCCUGUCUCAUGUGUCAGAGCUCCCUGGCUUUCAGCGCAGCAGCAAUUAACUGGCAGCUCAUUUCUCGAGCACAGCUGGUUAAUGAGGGAAUCUGCAGCCAGCUUGAGGACAUCCAGGAACGCACAACAGGAGCCGAGUGCUGAUCGCCUUUGUUCCACAGCAAGUGUUUCAUAAAUACCUAACCAGAAAGAAAUCAGCCUUAGCCUUUAUGUUCUUUUUCUUGAUAUUCUUUAUGAUAUAUUUACAGCUCGGGAGGUGGAAUUUGAAUUGCAGGAAGCUGGGAAGCUCUCUCAUACUCCCUUCGGCAGCAUCUGUCACUUCAGGUGGAAUGGAUGCCAAGAGCAUGUGGCUUCUCCCAGUAAGAGGCAAGUGCCCGGGGAAGGCUCACAGGUAGUUAAGCUUUAACAAGGACAUUCUUAAUUCAGAGCAGUGCCGGGAGUUUUAAUGAGACAGGACUUUGAAGGACUAGCAAAGCACAUUUCAAGGAGGUAAGGAGUGACAGCAGACAGCGUAGUGUAGCAAUUUCUUGCUGUGUCGUCUUCAUUUCUGUGUUGUUGCAAUGUCUUUGCCUGGUUUGCUGGAGAGAACAAGCCCCAGUCUUGUGUAUUUCAUCAAUCGCUGCUUUGGGGUUUCUUUGUCAGCAGGAUUUGUCAGACGUGCGCUUCCCUCUCCCUCCACCGAAGAAGGAAACUCCUUGGGUGGAACCUGGUGCAUACCACGGAGUUGGAUCUGCCCGGAGAGCUGUGUGCUGUUAAAGAGUGAUCGUGUUUCAUUUGAGCUGACGGUGUUUUUCCACAGCAGAGAAUAGGAUGCUCACCUGACUGUGCUGCUUGGUGAAAGAAGCUGUAGCAUCCUUUGGAGUGAAAACUUCUGUAAAAGUGAUUUUACGAUUUAUGGUAACUUUGUGGAGGGAAGAGUUUUGCCAUCAUCAGCUCUUCUAAGGGAAGGGAAGGCUCUCUGCCACACAGGGCUGGAAGAAGCAUAAGGACAUUUCCUUGGCCCUGAUCCUGUGCCAGUUCCCUGCACUGCUCUCAAACAUGGCAGUUUCGGAAUCUCCCAGGCCUUCAGGUUUCUGAAGUCAUUAAGGAUGUUUGUAAUGUUCUCUUCAGCCCUGGUCUCGUAUUCCCCUGGGAGGUGAGAGCUCUCAUGGUACUGUAUUGCAUGUCAGCUUCCCAGAACAGAGAGUACACAGAAUUCCCGGCAGGGCACGGUGGGCCUAUCCCAGUAUUCCUCCCUGGCCAGGCCCUUGCGGACUCAGCUCCGGUCUCUCUUGUUUACAUAUGAGUUUGGGCAUUGCAGAACGCGUUGCUUGGAGCUGUGUCUGUGGUUUCCAUCGGCUGUUUUCGCAGCACUUGGCUUGUGCUUUAUCGGCUGAUGUGCAGCAAAGAAAACCACCUCAGAGCGCUGGGUGACCACGCCAUCCCUGUGCACGUGUGCAAAAACUAAGGAGUGUCCUCCAGGAAGUGAGUGGUCAGGAAUUCAUAUGGACUCUGGGAGUGUGCACUCUUCCCCUCCUCUUUUCUCCGUAAUAAGAAUUCAAAGUUUACGGGACAGUAUCAGAAUGGAGGUUUCUGACGAGUAUUACACACGUAAGCUCUUCUACCAACAGAAUCUGUGAGGCCAGAGCCACACCAGUCAGGAUGGAUCUCAUCUGUGCUUUCUUUGGGUGCUUCUGGAGUGUCAGGAGUACCAGGACUCUGUCUAUGGAGCCUCAGAGGUUCCUGAGAGAAGCACUGAGCCAUUUCUGCAAUUUAAAAAGAAAAAGGUUUCACAGCAUGGAGACGGCACAGUGCGGCUCAUUCGGAACAGCCAAAUCAUCCGUUUAAUUCUUUGCCAAUACAAUAAACUUCAGCAAAUAGAGAACUGCAGCAGAAACUGCUCUGAUUUGUAGAAUAGCUCAGUGUGGGGUGUUGGUGGGGUUGGAUUCACGGUGUCACGGCAGUGUAUCUGUGGCUGGAGGGGGAUUGCCUCACUCCAGCAGGAGCCUGAGGUUUGGUUCAGGAUGGUGCCGAAGGGCAAAGGCACUUAAAUCACAUAAUAAUGCGCUUCCACAACUUGGCUUGCAGCUCGGUUUCUGGUGCACUGAGUUUUCCUUGCCACGAGCAGCCCCUGGGACUAUUCUUGCUCUUUGACUCUGGCGUCUGAGAUCUCUCCAGGCUGCCCAUCACCUCCACGCUGGAACUCCUUCCCCACAACAGCCUGUGCUUUUCUUGUUCCUGCCUCUCUUCCUCUGACUUCUUUACAUUUUCACCGCUGUUGGGUCGCGUUUGUGUUGUGGAACGAUCGCUGUGCUGUGUUCCCCAGUAGUUCACCCACGGAGGCGGAGGGACAUUGUGCUUGGCCAGGUGGGUGUUUCGGUCCUACAGCACCUGAAAAUCCCCCCUGCUUUGCUGCUGCCCCGUGGCUGUCAGCAAGGAUUGCCAUCAGUCAAGCGUGGAGAUGCCUGCCUUUCCACACUGUCCCUGGUGUCCAGCGGGGCUGGCAAUACGUUGUGUCGUGUCUGUGUCUGUCUGCUGGCACCUGGCAGUGUCUGUCCUGUGCUGUCAUCUCACUGCCAUUCCUGGGGUGUCUGUCAUUCCUGGGAUGCUUCUCCCAAGGUCCCUCAAGCUGGGUGUGCAUUGAGGAUCUCCCUGACCUAUGUGUUCUCUUUCUGUACCAGCCUUGGACCCUGAGGGGCUGCAGUUUGGGGAGGCUGUCGCCCCAAUCCUCAGCUUCCUUGGGCUGUGACUCUGGACCACUUAUUGCCUUCUUUGGGCCUUUUCUCCACUCCCUGCAGCAGGGCUCACCUUGGCUUGGGGAUUGCCACCAUCUUGCUCAAGUCCAGAGUCCUUCAGGCUUUUUUUGGACAGUUUUUGCUUGGCAGAAAUAUUCUUUUGGAGGCACCAGUGCUGGAGGGACUCCUGGAGCAGGGCAGGAGCUGCCAAGGCCAGGGGCAUGACCCUGCUUCAUGUUGCUCCCGCAGCCUGCCUUGGGUUCAGAGACAACUCCUUCCUCUCCUUCCCUUGUUAGCAGGAGUCAAGAGCAGGCACGAAUGCACUGGAUUCAGAGGGAGCUGCUGGAGCCGGAGGAGCUGCUGGAGCCGGAUCAGUACUGGGCUCUCCUUUGCUCUGGUCAGUGGCAGCUCUUAUUCCAUGAGCUCCUUAUUUCUACUGUCACCCUAGGCAGGCCUGGCUCUCUUUUGGUGGAUACUCGACUCCAGGGCAGCCUGUAUGAUCACGGGAGAUGGAGGAGAACUUGGAUUUGACUGUCUGGGUCUUGCCCACGUGAUGGAUGAAAGCGAUACCGUGCGAGAGCUCUGCGGUAAGCGCUCAAAUAUGUGGCAGUGUUUGUGGAGAGCCGGUGGGGUGGGCGCAGCCGCAGAGCCAACACCCUUCGGUUCCUCAGUGCCAGGAUUCGGGGUUGGGUGAUCCCAGCUCACCACUGCGAUGGCUGUGCUGGACGCAAGGAUGGAGCUACAGGGUGCCUGGCAGCCGCAGGACUGGUUGCUCGCUUGUCACAUUCUCCUCUGGCUUUUCCUGGGGUUUCACAAUGUCCUUUCUAUAAAACAAAGAAAAGGCCUUUGCAUUUCCAUGCUGCUGGAGCUUCAUUAUCUCUACAUCUCUUGGCCUCUACAUAAAGAGUAACACCACCCCAAGCCACAACCUUAAAUUCUGAUCGUGGCCAGCGCGGAGAUGCCACCUCUCGCAGGCUCUCUCCUCUGUACCCGCUUCAAACAAAGCGGUUUCAGUAACUCCCCACUGGCUGAACUUGGGAAGAAUUCCUGCGGAUACCGGUGUGUGCAGCCGGGAGCACUCCCUCUGCCCAGGGCUGUAAAGAGGGGUGCCCAGUGCUGGGAGAAACAAAUGCUCUGUAUUUUAGCUCUGCCUGCUCUUGGUUUAUCCCUGCAUGGACAUUUGCUGUACAACAACCUCUGUAUCCCAGUUAUUGUCGGGCUGCGUGACUGGAACUGGAUAAACCUGCUAAGCUUUAUGCUUCUUGCUGAUUCCAGACUGAUUUUUUUUAAGGCAGCCUCAGUCCUCCAGCAUCCUCUACGGGUUAGCGCGGGUUCUGCAUGGUUUAAAACCCUGCUCAGACAUCAUCCCCCUCCUUUUGAACUGCACAUGCAGAGAACAAUUGGAUGCAUUUCCUUUUAAUGAGGGCCUGGUUCUUGGCAAGCGUUUUACAGCGCUAAUUGUGGGUAAGGAGAUGAACAGCUGUGAUAGGAAUUCCGGCAACGGGAAGAUCAUUAAAGUUUGUCUUGCAUUAAUAAUACCAGUUCAGUGGCCAGAAUCGCUUUUUAAGGGGCA
Cuculus canorus (common cuckoo) is the source of this 7155-nucleotide messenger RNA. RefSeq names its product ORAI calcium release-activated calcium modulator 2 (gene ORAI2). Gene Ontology annotation, biological process: store-operated calcium entry. Gene Ontology annotation, molecular function: store-operated calcium channel activity. The coding region runs from base 1737 to 2510 and encodes 257 amino acids. NCBI's taxonomy places the organism in Eukaryota, Metazoa, Chordata, Aves, Cuculiformes, Cuculidae. The transcript has 4 exons. Gene Ontology annotation, cellular component: membrane. The record is from RefSeq and is a predicted model, not a curated record.